This is a messenger RNA of Gongylonema pulchrum, 471 nucleotides long. The record is from the annotation of a GenBank genome assembly. Lineage: Eukaryota; Metazoa; Nematoda; Chromadorea; Rhabditida; Gongylonematidae.
AUGGUGCUGAAUGCGCUUGAGGUGGAUCCAGGUCGGGUCUGGAAGUCGCCAUGGCGAUUUUACCAUGAAAGCAUGCUUGACUGUUGCUUAUCGCUAGAUGAAAUCAAAACAAGAGGAAUAACACUGCCCCAAUUUACGUGCUUAGCCGAAUGCAAUAAGCUGAUCAUCGAUCUGAAGUACGCGGAAUCCACACCAGAGUUUUUGGCAACAUUUCGAGAAACAGUGAAGCAAUGUAUGGCAGCAGAGGAUUCAAUCCUUGUGGUGAGCUACAAUCGAAAAAUACUCAGUCAAACUGGUACAGGUCAUUUUUCGCCUUUGGGCGCUUAUCAUGAGGAAAGUGAUCAAGUGCUCAUUCUGGAUGUCGCGCGAUUUAAAUACCCGCCACACUGGGUGAAAUUAUCGACUGUACGAGAUGCGAUGCUCAGCAUUGAUCCAGUCACCAAAAAACCUCGAGGUGCACCCUUCUUUUAA